Messenger RNA from Linum trigynum, 2981 nucleotides. Lineage: Eukaryota; Viridiplantae; Streptophyta; Magnoliopsida; Malpighiales; Linaceae. The record is from the annotation of a GenBank genome assembly.
CCACAUGCAAUUUACCGAUAGAGCACGAGAUAGUGAAACUACCUGGGACCUUCUGUUUCUACAGAAGCUUGUUCUUCAGAAUGGCUGAACACUCCUCGCUAAGCUUCCCAGUGGACAGAUCACUCAACUUCUUUUAAUUGGAGAGUAGGUCUUUUGGUAACUUUUCAUAUUGAGGCAUUUGAGAUAUUGCCUCUAGAAAAGGUAAUUGGAAAUUCAGUUUCCUCAACAUGGACAAAAAGUUCCCGAAUUCAACCUCCGACGAUCUUUGUGCAUUCGGGUGGGAAAAGUGAAUUGAGGCUUAUAUUCAGCCACUAUUGGCUGGGACUUUGGGGCUAGAACCUCUGGCUCCUUUUUAUUCACCUGUUAUACUUACGACUCCAGGGUACCUGCUUCACCUCCUUUGCGCGUCGUGGUGGCUCUUUUUCAACCAACUUCCAAAUUCUCAAUGUAAUUGCAUUCAGUUCCUCCUGAUGAUUUUGGGGGUUAGGUACCGUGGUAGCCGAUAGGGUACAUAGGGCUCUAUGUGAUGCAUAUUGAGCCUCUCCUAAUCCGGGUACGGAUGUUUUGCAAAAUAGCUUGUUGGUUCCCCUGGCAAGCUUCCAGGUUCCUCUAUCCAGCUUCAAGUUCCAUGAACUUCCCUGCUGUCAGUUCCAUGAACUGGUCUAUCUUGCUAAACUUUUGGUUGUUGGAGCUGGCGAGCGUGCUCACUAUAUCUCUCAACUAAGCUAUCGGAUCACCCGUCUGGGACUGAUGGGGCUGCACCAGGCUGCUGAAUUUGUUGCUGCUGCUAUUGAGGAAAAGUCUGUCCCUUUAUGGGCUGGUAGGGUGGCUCCUGUUGCUAGAACUGGCCCGGGUGGGGCUGGUACUGCUGUCUCAGGUUCUGAUAACUGCCUAAAGGAGCCUGAAAGCCUGCUGGCUUGGGGUUGCUAUUACCAUCCCAGGAGAAUUUCGGAUGAUGUUGCCACCCCUCAUUGUAGGUGUUGUAGUAGGGGUCUAUGCGCUUGACAUUGCUGAUGAAGUCCAGCUUCUCCUGAGUUGUGUUAGAUUCCCUCAUUGCCUGGCAGUCCUCCACUAUAUGAUUGUUGCUCUAAUACAAAACUGUACAAGAAAUUUAGCCUAUUAUGAUGAGACAAUUUUUUCAUAUUAGAUAUCCAUUUUGUCAUAUUAGGUAUAAUCUAACAAAAGGUGUUGUCACAAAGGUUUGUCAUUUUAUCACCGUCAGGAUAGGUCAAAUGUAACAAAAAUUUAAACAAAGUUGUCACAUUUUCUUUUAGUAUAGCUGAGGUUCUAGGUAGUCUAUUGUGACAAACAGAGAUGUUAUGACUUAUGACGACAUAUUUUGUCAUAUCGGUUGUCAUAAUCUAGUGAUUUUGGGAGAAUUGUUUGUCAUAUUACAAGAUUAUAUUUUGUCAUAACUGUAUAUUGUGACUACUACAUUUUGUCAAAAGUGUUUAUUGUGACAACAUUAUUUUUUCAUAAUUGAAUAUUAUGACGAAUAUAUUUUGUUAUAGCUGCAUAUUGUGAAGAUUAUAGGCUGUCAGGAAAAGUGGUUUAUUUGUCUCAUAUCUAAUAUGACAAGAAAACAAAUUGUCAGGCAAUGUACUUAAUGUGACGACAUGACAUUGUUGUCACAUUUGACCUGCUUCAAAAAUUUCUAAUUCGAAUUUAUUUCCUGCAUUGCAACCUGAUAAUGGAAAGAUUACUAAAGAUCCAAAAUAUUACAACCAUUUCUAUAGCAGUAAUAACUGAAACUUGAUAGAUAGAGAAUCAACACACUAUGCUCAUCAUGUUUCUACAAGGAAUGACACACAUUUGCUUGCAGUUAGUCAUCGAGCAAGGACCAAUUCAUGGAUGCCUAACAUUCCAAUCUCUUGAUAUCUUCAAACCUGGUUGCUGCUGUACUGUUAGCCCGUAGAGAACUAGCUGAAUUUGCACAUAGCUCCCACUUCCAACCCGUUGCCUUUAGAUCGCCUUUCAAUAUGCUCCCAAUACUAGGAUUCAACAUCAAGAUUACCAUAGAAUUCAUCCUGGUAAGAAUAAAAGGAUUAUCUUGUACGAAGCUUCGUUAUCAAAAUUAUAGUUCAUCAAUGGAAGUAGAAGCAUAGAUCAAUGUUAGAACAAUUUUUUAAAUUGUAAAUAAAAUAGCUUCUCCUUCUGUCGUUCAUGUAUAGCAUCAGAUGGAGUUUCUUGUUUCACCUCAUGCUAAUUCUUCCUCUAAUCAUUAUCAAGACAACAAUUAGCUUUUAAAAAAUAAGCACAUAUAAACAACCAUAUUUCUACUUCUUUAAUAUGAUGACUCAAAAGAAAAAUGAACCAAAAGCCCCUUCUAUCUCCUCCACAAACACCCUAGCUAGCUUCCAAGCCACCACUAUCAGCCACUUUUCAAUUUACAAUGAAACCAAGAAUUAAUGGAAUGAGAUUGAGUUGAUGACCUGAAUUUUAUGUGGAACGAGGAGGCAGGGUGAUCGUAGUUGUGAGGGCUGUGGCAAGACUAGAACUCUGCGCCUAGAGGUCAGGAGGUGGGAAGAUCAGUGAAACCAUCUCCGUUCGAACCUCUGCAUCCCUUCACUCUCUGACCUCCGCAUCUUCGAUCUCGUCUUGUCUGUUACACCUCUCCAACAAGAUUCAUUCCUAAAUUCGAGAAAACCAAUAGACUGAGAAGCAAGCUAAGUACAAGAGGGAAGGGAGUGGGGGAAAAGAAUCGAAACCUGCAGUAGGCGGUUAGGGGCUUGGCGGAGGUCUCAAUCGGAAAUCAAAAGACAAAGCUAAUCGGGGGAACUAAUGUUAGUGAGUAGGGAAGAAGAAUAGGUGAGUUCGGUGUCAAGCAGAGUGUACAAGAGGAAGAACAGAGUCAUUCUACAGAGCUACACUCUGCUUAAGGAAGAAGACGAAGUGCAGAGCAUUGGGCCUGAAGUUGUAUCGGGCUUCCUUUCACCCGAUCUAAAAGAGAGUAAGGCCGUAUAUAAAUAAGUGAAGACGAC